AUGGCAGAAGGCGGAGACGCACCUCAGCACAUCCAGCUCAAGGUCAAGGAUCAGCAGGGAAGUGAGGUGCAGUUCAAGAUCAAGAAGACGACGCCUUUGCGCAAGCUCAUGGAUGCAUACUGCAGCCGUCUUGGCCUGCAGGCAUCCCAAGUGCGUUUCAUGGUGGAUGGCGAGCGCAUCGCUGCGGAUGACACGGCCGAGAAGCUAGGACUUGAGGAUGAGGACCUCCGGGAGGGGGCCUAG
Molecule: messenger RNA, 243 nt
Organism: Symbiodinium sp. CCMP2592
Lineage: Eukaryota; Dinophyceae; Suessiales; Symbiodiniaceae
Source: the annotation of a GenBank genome assembly